Molecule: messenger RNA, 2233 nt
Organism: Cryptococcus deneoformans JEC21
Lineage: Eukaryota; Fungi; Basidiomycota; Tremellomycetes; Tremellales; Cryptococcaceae
Exons: 12
Coding region: 291-1733 (480 amino acids)
Cellular component (GO): cytoplasm
Molecular function (GO): oxidoreductase activity
Source: RefSeq, a predicted model, not a curated record
GGCAUAUUUUAUCGGGCUGGCGUGUUGUCUUAGACCAAGCAGCAACGCUCGAGCAGUCUCUUAUGAAUGGAUAACUGUAUAAAUCAAACGGCAAUCGCCAAUUCUACCCAAGCCGGUUGUAAACCGGUCCAACACCGGUCUUAUCAGUCCUGUCCGGCCACUCGCGCAUCCCAGAUAUUAGAUAGGCGUAAGCCGAACCGGCCCUCUCGUUGCACAGUUUUAUAUCGCCCAUAAACAACAAACCGUUAUUCUUCAUUCUACAUCUACUAUCUUCACCACUCUUCAUCACUAUGACGAUCACUCUUGACAAAAGGACCAUCCCAGCAGUCGGCAGCGAGGCCACCACUCAGGGAGAAGUUCAGAAUGGGAGACAGAUGACUGCUCUUCCACUCGAAUCAGGGUUCUGUCUUUCGCUUUGGCUUCAAACUGUCCGAAACAAUCCUCUGUUGAAUCACCGUACGACUGACGAGCUUCCAAGAGAGGCUGAGGUUGUCAUCAUUGGAUCCGGCAUCUCAGGGUCACUCUGUGCAUUGUCGCUUCUUCAAGGCCCCGACCCUCCAAAAUCCGUUGUCAUCCUCGAAGCUCGAGAGCUAUGUUCAGGAGCCACAGGCCGCAACGCUGGACAUUGCAAGCCCGAUCAAUGGCGAGGUUUCACAAAGUAUCAAAAGCGUCACGGUACAGAACAGGCUUUGAAGAUUCUCAAAAACGAGCAAGAUACUUGGGAGUCCAUGGCAGCGUAUGUGAAGAAACACAAUGUGCAGUGUGACUUUUGGACAGGCAAGACGUUGGACGUCUGUAUGACGGAUGAAGUUGCUGAAAUGGCGGCCAAAACUUUCUCGUACUACAUGGAAGCAGGUGGUGACGUCUCAAAAAUUGAGGUCACGACGGACAGCCAGAGAGCUGAAGAGAUAUCCCGGCUUAAAGGCGCAAGGGCGGUGUACGCCUGGGAUGCCUCGACCCUUCACCCUUGGAAGCUCGUGGCCCACAUCGCCCAGCAAGCUCUCGAUCUUGGGCUCAACCUCCAAACUUGGACGCCCGUGACCUCUAUUUCUGGCUCGGCCCAUCAAUGGACUGUCCAUACCGAUCGAGGAAGUAUCACCGCCUCCAAAGUCGUACAUACUACCAACGCCUAUGCUGGGUUUUUACUUCCUGAAAUGAGGGUCGCUAUCCAUCCCACACCUCACAUGUGCGACAAAGUCAUCCCUCCAACCUCACACUCUGGCACAAAAUCCCUCCAAAACUCUUACGCCGUAAUCUACCCCACCGGGCUGUAUUCUAUCAACCCCCGCUUGAAUGCUGAUGGCGCUGUUCUCUUUGGCGGGUCAGCGCCGAACCAACAGAGAUUGUUGGAUUAUGUGGCGGAAGACCCGAAGAAUAGGCAGACGAAUGAUAGCUUGACCAACUUUGAGCCGGUGACGGAGGCUGUGAGAAAGUUGGGUAGGGAAGGACUUGAGUGGGAUCUUGCAAAAGGCGCAAAAGGCACAGGGGCGAGGUACGACUAUUCAUGGAGUGGUAUCAUCGGUCGCAGCGCGGAUGACGUUCCGUUCAUUGGCGCGGUACCAGAUAAGCCAGGGCAGUGGAUGUCGUGCGGGCAUAACGGUCACGGAAUGGCGCGUAUCUUUACGGCUGCACCGGCGCUCGCUAAAAUGGUACAAGGUGCUACCUAUGCCGAAACUGGCUUGCCAGAAUGUUUCGAAAUUACCCAAGAGAGGUUAGAAAAGCUGCGUACCUAAAAUGUGAAUGUAGUUGGACCUCGGCAAAGCAAAUGGGGACUGAGAUAAAUGAUCUUGAGGAAAAAUGAUGAUGGUUUACUUUAGGUUUCUUUCAAGUUGUUUUAUAGAUGUUGUUCUGAUUCAAGUUAUAGCGGGCCUGUUAUUGCUUUGUUAUGCGAAUGACGUUAAGUUACAGGUGAUUACACCUUAUUACGGGCUGCAUUCCCUUUUGCCCUUUUGUCCUUUUUUAUCCCUCUAAAUUUAAAUCUAAUCUAAAUCUACUUGCAGUUUAUUAUAACGACGAUGCCGAUGGCUAUAACCAUUAAUCCCUUGAUUGUCUAUUAUACCCUUGCUUAUCCAUGAUACACUUUCGAAUUCACACUCCUCCCCUAUUAUUGAACGCUUCCGUAGCCAGUCUUGCAGUUAUCGAGGGCAAGAGUUCCCGAUCCGCUCUGCGACAUGCCAUCAGCUCCAACAUCGCAUAUAUCUACAACCUAAACACGGACUCACCCUCAAAUAAC